This is a messenger RNA of Daldinia vernicosa, 1263 nucleotides long. Its product is annotated as isoflavone reductase family protein. The transcript has 4 exons. The record is from RefSeq and is a predicted model, not a curated record. Bases 160 to 1107 code for a protein of 315 amino acids. NCBI's taxonomy places the organism in Eukaryota, Fungi, Ascomycota, Sordariomycetes, Xylariales, Hypoxylaceae.
UUAAUAAUGAUCUGAGAACUCCAAGUCAGGAUUGUAUCGGAAUAUAAAGUACCGAGGAGAUCCACGAAAUCGGAAGAAUCUUGGAACUAUAUUGAUACAUGAUAUUUAGGUACCAAGUUUCUCAUUCUACCCGAAAUCGUCGAAUUGAACCUAGCAAAAAUGUCUACAGCAAUCAGGGUUGGCAUAGUAGGCGCCACUGGUCGAACAGGAAGCUCAAUAUUGAACGGGUUGCUGGCUUCCGAGACGCAAUUUGAUAUUACUGCUCUUACACGGCCUACCUCCGUCAAUAGCGAGGCUAAUAAUGAACUCAAAAGCCGCGGCGUUCGCAUCGUAGCUGCGGACUUGACCGGUCCGAAGGAUGAUCUUGUUAAAGCGGUCACAGGCAUUGAUAUAGUAAUAUCGUGCAUAGUAUUCUCUAGCCUAGGUGAUCAGAUACCUUUGGCCGAGGCAGCGAAACAAGCUGGCGUAAAGAGAUUUGUGCCAUGCAAUUUUAGCACUCCAGCACCAAGAGGCGUAAUGGAUAUGUAUGACGAGAAAGAUGAUAUCCUUGCGGCUAUCCAACGCCUGUAUUUGCCAUACACUGUGAUAGAUGUUGGGUGGUGGAUCGACCAGUCAGUACCGGCCAUACCUUCAGGCCGAACAGAUCACGUAAGUAUCAAAGUGCUCGACAUAAUUCCUGGCGACGGAUCGGUACCCGUGGCGUAUACAAACUUGCCAGACGUCGGAACGUAUGUGGCAAAAAUUAUUGCCGACCCAAGAACUCUCAACAAGAAGGUCUUUGCGCAUACUGAAACAAUCAAUGCAAUCCAAAUGAGGGACCUGUUGGAGGAGCUCAGCGGAGAAAAAGUCGCAAGGAAUUAUCUGAGCGCAGACGAGGUACACAAGGCCAUUGCUUCGGCGCGAUCUUCCCUACAAAAGAACCCUGGCGAACCAACUGCUAAGUUCAACCUCAUUCUGAAUCAAUACAUAGAUUCAUGGGGACUUCGAGGAGACAAUACUCCUGAGAUGGCAUCGUAUCUAGGAUACCUGGAUUUCAAGGAGUUGUAUCCGGAUGUUAAAGGGAAGACGGUACGAGCUCGUCUUCAAGAGAUCCUGAAUGGAAAUUGAUACCUGGAUACGGAUGAUUUAUCCCGCAGUUAGGUCGGAUAAUUUGAGUAGAUUAAGUAGUCUCUCAAUAUGCUUUCUUUAGACAUCUAGAUGAAUGGGUCCUUGUAAGAAAGACUACGCGAACCGGAAUCAGAGCUGCUGAUAAUAAUAAUCAGU